Molecule: messenger RNA, 3609 nt
Organism: Anas platyrhynchos (mallard)
Lineage: Eukaryota; Metazoa; Chordata; Aves; Anseriformes; Anatidae
Gene: AFAP1L1
Product: actin filament associated protein 1 like 1
Cellular component (GO): cytosol
Molecular function (GO): SH3 domain binding
Source: RefSeq, a predicted model, not a curated record
CCGUGCCGGGACUCGGGGCUGUCCCUCGCCGAGGGAGGGGCGGGCUUGGCGCUCGGCCGCCCCGCCGGGAGAGCCGGCCCCGCCGCCACUCGGCAUCCCGCAGCUCCCGGGGCGGCCGCCCCUGCCCCCGGCUCCGCACCAUGGACCGGCAGAGCGUGCUGGACCAGCUCCUACCCGAGCUAAGCAUCCUGCUCAAGCUGCUGGACCAUGAGUACCUGAGUGCCACCACGCAGGAGAAGAAGCUGGCUGUCUCCACCAUCCUGCAGAAGCUGCAGCCACCCACAGGGAAGGAUGCAGACUUCAUGUACAUGAACACAGCCUCCCUGAGCAAUGGCACCAGCUUCGUGGAGUCUCUCUUCGAGGAGUUCGACUGUGACCUGCGGGACCUCCAGGACAUGCAGGAGGAGGAUGGGGACACCAGCAAUGGAGUUGGCUUGGAGCUUACGAGGAGCCAGCCAGCAAAACCUGUUCCUACAGACCCUCCUCCACCACUGCCCACCACCCCCCCGCCUGAGGAUUACUACGAGGAAGCACUGCCCCUGGGCCCAGGGAAGGCCCCUGAGUACAUCACCUCACGCAACAGCUCCAGCCCCCCCAACUCGAUCGAGGAUGGCUACUACGAGGACGCAGACAGCAACUACCCCAUCACCAGGAUGAACGGGGAGCAGAAGAACUCCUACAACGACUCAGAUGCCAUGAGCAGCUCUUAUGAGUCCUAUGACGAGGAGGAGGAGGACGGGAAGGGCCAGCAGCUGACACACCAGUGGCCGUCACAGGAAGCCUCCAUGAACCUGGUGAAGGACUGCAGGAUUUGUGCCUUCCUGUUGCGCAAGAAGCGCUUUGGGCAGUGGGCCAAGCAGCUCACCAUCAUACGGGACGGCAAACUGCUGUGCUACAAAAGCUCCAAGGACCGGCAGCCACACGUGGAAGUGCCCCUGGGCACCUGCAAUGUCAUCUAUGUCCCCAAGGAUGGGCGGCGCAAGAAGCACGAGCUGCGUUUCUCCCUGCCGGGGGCUGAGCCACUGGUGCUGGCCGUGCAGAGCAAGGAGCAGGCUGAGGAGUGGCUGAAGGUGAUAAAGGAAGCGAGCAGUCCAGGAGUGGGCGGGAUGGAAGCCCCCACGUCCCCAGUGAUGCCCUGCAAGAUGGACCUGGAUAAGAGGCUGUCACAGGAGAAGCACACCUCUGACUCGGACAGCGUGGCGACAGGCGAGACCUGCUCCCCCAUGGCCCGCAGGGAGCCCUGCGAGCACGGGAAAGGCAAGAAGAGUGGCUUGGCUGACCUGAAGGGCUCAAUGAGCCGGGCGGCAGGGAAGAAGAUCACCAGGAUCAUCAGCUUCUCCAAGAAGAAGCCUUCCCCUGAGGACACACAGACCUCCUCCACUGAGGAGGACAUCCCAUGCUGUGGCUACCUCAGCGUCUUGGUCAACCAGUGCUGGAAGGAGCGCUGGUGCCGCCUGAAGACCAACACCCUCUACUUCCACAAGGACCGCAGUGACCUACACACCCACGUGAAUGCCAUCGUCCUCCAGGGCUGCGAGGUGGUGCCGGGGCUGGGCCCCAAGCACCCCUUUGCUUUCCGCAUCCUUCGCAAUGGGCAGGAGGUGACCACGCUGGAGGCAAGCUGCUCAGAAGACCUGGGCCGCUGGCUGGGUAUCCUCUUGGUGGAGACAGGCUCCCAGACAGUGCCAGAGGCCUUGCACUACGACUACGUGGACGUGGAGACCAUCGCCAACAUCAUGACAGCCGUGAGGCACUCCUACCUGUGGGCCAGCUCCUCCCAAGACAGCCGGCCGGACUCCUCCCGUGUGGUGUACGACGACGUUCCCUACGAGAAGGUUCAGAUCCAGGAGGAACUGGGGCGGCCGUCAGGAGCCCAGGUGAAGCGCCACGCGUCCUCCUGCAGUGAGAAGUCACGACGGGUGGACCCACAGGUCAAAGUGAAGAGGCACGCUUCGAAUGCCAACCAGUAUAGGUACGGGAAGAACCGGGCCGAGGAGGAUGCCAGGCGGUUUCUGACGGAGAAGGAGAAGCUAGAGAAGGAGAAAGCAGCAAUCCGCAGCGAGCUGGUGUUGCUGCGGAAAGAGAAGAGAGAGCUGCGGGAAACCAUGAAGAGCUGCACAGGGCCGAAGCUGCAGGACCUGGAGCAGCGGGUGGCAGUGCUGGAGGAGCAGUGCCGGCAGAAGGAGGAGCGCCGAGUCGACCUGGAGCUUCAGCUGACCGAAGUGAAGGAGCGGCUGAAGCAGUCGCUGGCAGGAGGGCUGGCCCUGGGGCUGGCUGUAACCGGCAAGGUGGAGAACGGGGAAGCUACAAACAAGCCAAAUGGGAGCCCCCCUGAGCACUUGGUCCCUGUCAACUGUGCAGCCGAACUGCGGAAGAGAAGCGCCUCCAUCCUCCCAGCCAACAAGGGAAAUGUGCUGCGGAAAGCCAAGGAAUGGGAAAAGAAGCAGACUUAAGCUGGGCUGUGGCAAUGCCUGCCAGGCCCCUGCCAGACACUGGGGCUCAUCAAGGAGCUCUGAGCCCCCUUUGUCCCAGGCGAUGGGAAGGCACGUGGGGACAGGCACCCUCCCUUGCCCCUCUGCUGCAGCAGCAUCUGCCGCAUGGGCAACACCACAAACCAUGGGGAAGGGGGCGGGAAAGGGAUUUGGGAGGCUGGGGGGGGAAAGGGGAGUCCUUUGUGGAUCAGAGUCACAUACUACUGGGAAACCCACAUCUCGGGGAGCCACACGUGGGGGCAGAAGCUCAACAGGAGGUGUGUGCCCGUGGUGACAUGGAGAGCAUGGGGGACUGGCGGUCAGCCACCAGCUGCUUUGAUUUAGCAGGAUUAGCGUGUUCCACCCUGGGGAUGCUGGAGGCCAGGCUCACACUUUCCAAAGUGACCAUGGACUCUGGGCAUUUUGGCUGCCUCAGUGUUGGGGUUCACAAGCUGCUCAAGACCUGACCCUCCAGAGACACCCACCAUUCACCUUUCUCACUGCUCUCGGCUCUACAGGGCCUCAUCUCAGGGUUCCUUGUGUCUCCAGCUUGCUGUGCCCCUACUGAGUACCCUUGCCUGAUGUUCCAGGCAGCAAGGGGGAGGGCAUGUUCCUUUGGGAAUGAACAAAGCUCAAAUGUCGGCAUUUGAAAGCAAGUUAACAGCAGACACCUUUUUAACCUUGCUAGUCAGCAAGCAAGUGCUGGGGUUGAGGCUGGAGGCAAACCAGCUCUCUCUGCCCUGACCCCAUGCCAUUCGGGGGGGGGGAGGGUUAGGAGAAGGGCCAGGGCUGUCUCUGGGCCAACAAUUAAUUCACAGCAUUGCUACUGCUGUCAGACAGUUUGCCAAAGCAUGUCAUCAAAAUGGAGCCAAGGGAAGUUGAAAAAUAAUAAAAAGUGCUUUCAGACGAGGGGACUGGAACAAGCACGAGAAAUGGUGGAAGGUGAUUUAGCACAGACAGAAACAGGCAGAGAGGAAUAAAAAGGAAAGGCCCAGGCUUUUGUGCCAGAGACAAUGGAGCAGGCCUGUGACCCAUUUGUGCACACUACUGUCACAAGUAACCUUUGCAACUCUCUCUUUGAAGGCCCCCUUUUUAGUAACUAGAUAAGCAGCUUUUAAUAAAAAUGUUGGCACUGGUA